Messenger RNA from Botrytis sinoallii, 1062 nucleotides. RefSeq lists its product as uncharacterized. The record is from RefSeq and is a predicted model, not a curated record. Bases 1 to 1062 code for a protein of 353 amino acids. The transcript is spliced from 6 exons. Lineage: Eukaryota; Fungi; Ascomycota; Leotiomycetes; Helotiales; Sclerotiniaceae.
AUGGCAGACCUUCAAAUCCACGCCAAUCUCGCUAUCGCUGCACCUGCCGUCCUCAUCCCCAUCUGUACCGCCACAGUCGCAUUACGAGUAUAUGCUCGUCAUUUGAAGAAAGUCGGGUUGGGCGCGGAUGAUUAUUUGAUUAUGGGGGCGUUGGUCUUUGUAGUUGGGAUGGGGGUUGCUAUUAUAGCUGGCCUUCUGGCCCGGCGAGCUCCUCCAAAUCCCGCUCUCGGCCUCGUCAAACUCUCCCUCAUCCUCUUCUACCGCCGCGUCUUCACCCGCAACGCCGCUCCGCGCUUCAACAUCGUCACUUGGUUUAUGAUCUUCAUAAUCAUCAUCUGGACUCUUUCCUUCUUCUUCUCCAUCCUCUUUAUCUGCGGCGGCGAUUUUUCCGCUUACUGGACAAGUACCAUUGUGGAGAAAGCCCACUGUGUCGAUACGGAUAUGUUGCAUAAUGCGUUUGCCAUUAGUGAUGUGGUGACGGAUUUUGUCAUUAUUAGCUUGCCAGUUCCGAUGAUCUUCGGACUACACCUCACUGUUGCUCGAAAAAUAGGUAUACUAGCUAUCUUCUCCUUGGGAGCGCUCACGAUCGCGGCAUCCAUCGUUCGCAUGAUAGUAUUUAUCCAAGCCACCGCCGUAAACUACGACCCGCACGCUGAUUUUGAAUUCAUCUGCACCUCCGGUCUCUACUGGUCCCUCAUCGAAUCCAGCCUCGGCGUCAUCGCCGCCUGUCUCCCGGCCCAAUACGGACUCCUCAACACCCCGGGCGUGCAAUCCCUCGUCGCCUCCGUGCAAUCCGCCAUCUCACUCCGUUCCAUGCGCUCCAGCUCGCAACAUCCCAGCCAGUGCGACGCGCACGAUUCGCAGCGCAAUCUGUACGGCAAUAUGGAUACGAAGAUGGAGCCGUGGACCACGGCCCAUGGAAGCGAGACGCAGAAUAUUAUUGCGCAUGCGGAGGGGCCGGCUAGGUAUGAGCGGGAGGGAGAGUUGGAGGAGGGGGGGUUCAAGGGGAAAAACGGGAUUGUGGUGACGAAUAGUUUUGAGAGUAGGGAGGGGUUGGCGUAA